AAGUAGCUUCUCUCCGACCAGGCUAGCAGCUGUCAACCUCAGCGCCCCUGAAACGUGCUGGGUCUGUAGAGUCCAUGUUCCUGGCUCGCUCCUUGGUCAACAUGUCGAGUCACAAUCCUCUGUUGAAGCUGGAGCAGCGAGCAGCUGAGGCCGACCAGAUCAUCGAGUACCUCAAACAGCAAGUCCAGUUCCUGAAGGAGAAAACAAUCGCCCAGGCCAGUGUCAGGGAAGAGAAGAAACUGAUGGUGGAGAAUGCGAAACUGAAGAAUGACAUCCAGGCGCUGAAAAAACAGUUGCUGGAAAAAGAGAAGAGGAGAGGGGUGCUAGACGUGGCUAUGACAUCAGAUGAACCCACAGUGGAGUGCAGUUCGAAGCCCACCCCUCCCAAACCCUCUGCUCCCGUACCCUCGGCCUCGCCUGCUGCUGCUCAGAGCCCCUCUCCCAAAGACGAGGGUAAAAAGAAGAAGCCAGAGAAAAAAGGCGGGGAGAAAGCUGAGAAAAAGCAGGCAGCUCCGAGCCAAGAGGACGCCAAGGUGGACGUGUCUCGACUGGACCUGCGUAUUGGGCGUAUAGUGGAGGCGCAGAAGCAUCCAGAUGCUGACAGUCUCUACGUGGAGCAGGUUGAUGUGGGAGAGGCAUCACCCAGAACAGUGGUCAGCGGCCUGGUCAAGCACAUACCCCUGGACCAGAUGCAAAACCGCAUGGCAGUCCUGCUCUGUAACCUGAAGCCAGCCAAGAUGAGGGGAGUGGUGUCCCAGGCGAUGGUCAUGUGCGCCAGCUCGCCAGACAAGGUUGAAAUCCUUGAUCCUCCGAGUGGAGCAGCACCAGGGGACAGAGUGACUUUCCAGGGCUUCCCAGGUGAACCGGACAAAGAGCUGAACCCUAAAAAGAAGGUGUGGGAGCAGGUUCAGCCAGACCUAAAAACAGACGGCCAGUGUGUUGCAACCUACAAAGGAGCUGCCUUUGAAGUCGCUGGCAAGGGAGUGUGCAAAGCCCAAACCAUGAGCAACAGUGGAAUAAAAUAAAAUAACAGAGCUGCCUGAAAUAACUCCGUAUUUACUUGGCAAUCAUGGUCAGCGAUGGCGAUGAUGGUGAUGAAUGGAAGUAAAUGCUUUGAAGAUGUUCAAUAAAGGGAUUUAAGCAGA
Molecule: messenger RNA, 1145 nt
Organism: Limanda limanda (common dab)
Lineage: Eukaryota; Metazoa; Chordata; Actinopteri; Pleuronectiformes; Pleuronectidae
Gene: aimp1a
Product: aminoacyl tRNA synthetase complex interacting multifunctional protein 1a
Exons: 7
Coding region: 75-1025 (316 amino acids)
Molecular function (GO): tRNA binding
Source: RefSeq, a predicted model, not a curated record